Messenger RNA from Drosophila hydei, 1923 nucleotides. RefSeq lists its product as uncharacterized. The coding region runs from base 11 to 1792 and encodes 593 amino acids. The transcript has a single exon. The record is from RefSeq and is a predicted model, not a curated record. NCBI's taxonomy places the organism in Eukaryota, Metazoa, Arthropoda, Insecta, Diptera, Drosophilidae.
UACUCUUCCAAUGCAGCAUCUUUCCGUGCAAGGCGAUGCAUCACACAUUGAAUCGGCUGCGCUGCCAUUGGAACACAGAGCUGGCUAUGGACCCCCAGCGCCUUCACCUAUCUAUGGAGCACCACAGGGACCGCUGAGCACCGCCGGUGCUGGUCCCAGCAACGAUCUGUCGGAGGAGGCUUGGCCGCUAGCCAGCACCAAUGACAGUCCACAGAUCAAGCAUCUGCAGGUGCAGUGCGAGAAGACACACAUGCGUGUGAACAUUGAGUUCGACAGGCCCUUCUAUGGCAUGAUCUUCUCGAAGGGCUUCUACAGCGAGUCCCACUGCGUGCACAUGCAGCCCGGAACGGGCCAUCUGAGCGCCACUUUCGAGAUCUUCCUAAAUAGCUGCGGCAUGAGCAGCUCGGCCAAUCACAAUGCGGCGGGCUACGGUGCACCCACUCCAUCGGGCAGCUAUGUGGAGAACACAAUCAUUAUUCAGUACGAUCCCUAUGUGCAGGAGGUUUGGGAUCAGGCACGCAAGCUGCGCUGCACCUGGUAUGACUUCUACGAGAAGGCCGUCACCUUCCGCCCCUUCCAGGUGGACAUGUUGCACGCUGUCACAGCCAACUUCUUGGGCGACAACCUUCAGUGCUGGAUGCAGAUCCAAGUGGGCAAGGGACCUUGGGCUUCCGAAGUGUCGGGCAUUGUGAAGAUCGGACAGACCAUGACCAUGGUGCUGGCCAUUAAGGAUGACGAGAACAAGUUCGACAUGCUUGUGCGUAACUGCGUCGCUCAUGAUGGCAAGCGUGCUCCCAUCCAGCUGGUGGAUCAAAAUGGCUGCGUUGUCCGACCCAAGAUCAUGAGUAAAUUCCAGAAGAUUAAGAACUUCGGACCCUCCGCUUCUGUGGUCAGCUUUGCCUACUUCCAAGCCUUCAAGUUCCCCGACUCGAUGAACGUGCACUUCCAGUGCGUCAUUCAGGUCUGUCGCUACAACUGCCCCGAGCCCAAGUGCGGACCUGGUCUGCCUGGUGGUGAAUAUGGACUGCCACAGAUCGGCGGCAAUGCGCUCUCCGAGGAAUACGGUCCACCAGAGGCUUACGAACGCAAUGACUUUGCUUUGGGUGGUCUGCCACCAGCAGCUUAUCCCGAUCCACGUCAUCCGGCUGCCGAUGCAAGCGGCGCUUACUCCGAGAAUCAACCCGAUGUCGUACCCUCGCCACAGGCCCAAACCUCAGCGGUGACCACAGCCGAGUCAGCGGGCAAUGCGGGCAGCGGCCCAGCCAGCUCCCAGGCGCCGCAGCCGCAGCCACAGCAGGGCAGCAACGAACUGGGUCUGCCGCCUCCACCACUACCCGGCCAACCUGGCCAAUACAGCACCGUGAAGCGCAAGGAUGAUCUGAGCGGUGGCAAUCUUGUUGCACUGGGUGGCCGUCCACGCUCUGUCGAGGGUCUGGAUGAUCUGCGCGGAGUGCGCCGGCGUCGUGACACAAUGGAGAUUGUGGUUAAGCCAAGAAUCUACAAGCGCAACGCACAGGAGAUGACCGACGUGAACACGAGUCGCAUCAUUCAGGUGGUGGCACCUGGCGAUGUUAACUUUGCGCUCAAUAGCAAUGCCAGCAACGAGACGGUGGUCAUACAAUCGGCGCGCUCUGCCGAUGCCGAAACCAUUUGCAUGUCUGUGCCCAGCUUUGUCGGUGGCUUGGUGAUGCUGUUGCUCGUCCUGGCUGUGGCCUCUCUAGUCGCCGCCUUCCUCUUUGUGCGCGUGCGCCAUUUCGAUCGCAAGGGCGCGGGCAUGGCCUAUGUCAACUAAGUAGAAGGCACAACACACAGCACAACACACAGACACACACACACACGCAUACACACUAGGUAUCCAUGGCACCAUCAUUAGCACGGCGUGAAUUGAAAACCAAAUCAGUUUUAUGUGCACCUCUCUUCAUU